Molecule: messenger RNA, 9053 nt
Organism: Linum trigynum
Lineage: Eukaryota; Viridiplantae; Streptophyta; Magnoliopsida; Malpighiales; Linaceae
Source: the annotation of a GenBank genome assembly
AAAUUUUGAGGCCCCACCGUCUCCGUAUCGUGUACCCGCCAUCCAACGGCUGGAAAGCCAUCGCAUCAAGACCGCCUACAAAACGGAGCGACAGCAGGCCGCCACGUGUCGGCAACCAAGUCCUGUGAGCCAGUAAACGCUCGACAAAGAAGCAACAGUCCCCCACCAGCCCGAAGUCCGGUCCACCAUCGUCCUCUGCCGUCACUUCCCACUCAACAACAAACGAGCUCUCCCUGGAUUCAAUUCAGUGCACCCGAAAGGAAUCCAUAGAGAAUUUCUGGUUCACCAUUAAAUAAGGGUUUCCCCUUUGAGUUUUGUAUUGUUCAUCAUCUUCUUCUUCUUCUUCCUCCCUUCCUUCCUUGCUUCCUUGCUCACUCAUUUUAAUUCGUUUUUCUCGCGGCAGCUGAAUCAUGCGUUUGUGGUGGUGGGUGUUUCUGCUCUCCACCGUUGGUUGAUUGGGGUGGAUUAGGAUCUGGGGUGGGGGGAGAAAGCUGAGGUUUUUGAGGUGUUUAGAUGCUUAUCUGUGUUUUCCUUUGUCCUGGGCUUACCUUUGUUGUUGAAUAAACCCUAGUGAUUAGCAAUGAUUCUUGGUGUAGUUGUUUCAUUGCUAACGGGUAGUUGGAUGGAUGAAGAUUGAAAUCCUCUUCUCCUAGUAUCAUAUGAAGAUUGAGCUCUAGAGUAGUGGGUAUUUUGGUUUUCCUUCCUUGUGUGGUUGGGAAUUGGGAAAGGUGGAGGGAAAUGAAGGAGCCGGACAGGUGUAGAGCCAAAGAUGGAACCUUUGGGGUGGUUUUUUUAUGCCAAAAAUGGGAAAAUUUUUCAGAUCUGCCCAUUGGGGUUUUGGGAAUAUAGGGGUUUCUUUCUCACUGGUUUAGAGAUAGAGAUAGAGAGAGAGGGGAAAGAGGAGAGGAGGUGAGCAAGGCUGACAGAAGAGAGUGAGCACACAAACAGGCAAUUGUAUGAGGCGAGUACCUUUGCGGGGUGCGUGCUCACUUCUCUUCUGUCAUCUUCCUUUUCUCUCUUGGAAAGAAAAGACCCUUCCCCCUUCCCUCAUCCCCCUCACCUCUAUCUGCUAUUCUGCUUGCAUGCUUAACUGUAGCUGAUGAUAUGGGUCAUCUUAAUGCUCUCUUUUCCAUAUUAAUGUUAAAAGUCUUCGUGUCACUCUUUCACAUGCUAUUUGUAUUGCAGCUAUUGCAGAUCUCUGUGUAUAUGGUGCUCUCUUUGCCAUAUUUAUGUUAGAUGUCUUCGUGUCACUCUUUCACAUGCUAUAUGUAUUGCAGCUAUUGCAGAGCUCUGUAGAUGUGAUGUUCUGGCAGGCUUUCCCCUUUGCUCCCCAUUUUCUUUCCUUUCUUGUGUAAUUUCAUGGCCUUCCUUUCUCUCCUCUGUCUCUCUCAUACGCAAUUCACAGGCAGCAGCCAGGUGGGUUAUUAGUAGCGGUGGUGGUGGUAAGAUCAUCGGUUCUGUUGCUUUCUUUGUUACACUUAUUUCUCUGAAGUUUGCAAAUAAGUACCAGUUUACGAAACAUAUUGGAAGAUUCUGUCAAAACUGUUGUUUUGGGGGGAAGGAAUAUUUGGAUUAUGAAGCUCAUCACCAUCAUCAAGAAGAAGAAAAGGCAAUUUCUUUCGAAGUAAUUUUACUCCGUGUAACUAUAGCAUAUGUACUUUCUCUUAUUUUAUAUUGUUUAAUACACAGAACGAGGAAUGGACAAGCUUUGGCCUCAAUUGAAAAGCGUGGAAUUCGAUGGUACCUCUUCGGCAAAGGAAGAAUUGAAAGCCGGGAUGGAGGGAGGGAGACCGGAUGAGAAUGGAAUGGUACUUGCUAGCUACUGUUCAUGCUUAACGGAAACCGUAUUCUCUCUUUUCUUUCCCCCAAAGUUUGCACCUUUAUCUGCAUAGUUAAUUACUCAAAGCUUAUCUUAUUAAACCCUUUUCUUUCCCUUUUCUCUCGUUAGAUCUGUGAUCCCUUCUUCCUUCUUCCUGCUUAUUUUUUCAUGUUUCUUCGAUGCCAUGCUAGAACUGAAGAAAGGUGAUGCUUUUAGGGUUCCGUUUCUGUGAUUUUGGGGUUUGGGUUUUUUUUUUUUUUGGGUCAUAUUGAUUCUCAGCUUCAAAUGGGGUUUCCAUAAAAUCACCCGAUUUUGUCGAGAUUCCAUGCAAAUCGAUUGAUUCUGUAGUUAUAUCCAUCUGUCCGACUAUCUUCCCCCACUCACUGUUCCUUCCUGAAGAAACAUUUUGCUGUGGUGUUAAGGUUGAGAGAAGGAAGCUUCCCGGAAAUUGGCCAGAUUAGACUCUGUCGGUCUUCCCAGCAGCGGCAAAAUCUUAUUUGGCGCCGUAUAUGGGAAGGAAUAAUUGUUUCCCUUUCUGGGGAGACUAUUUUGUAGUUAUUGAAGGGCAAAGUUUCCAUCUUUACAGGUUCGUCAAGUUGAUUUCCUUAUGUCGGACUGAUUUCUCGCCUACUCUUUCUCGUGUUCUUCUAUAAAGGAAGCAGCUUGACAGUUCGGUUUAUUUUGCCCCGUUCUAUUUGCUUGCUGUUAUCUGCAGAUGGAACAGAUAUUGUCUUUGCUUUUGGGGUUGGGGAAGGGACUGUCUGCUGCUGAUACUACAAUUUGAGGAGCUAAUCAUCAGGUAGCAAUGCUAUUUUUUUUUUUUGGGUUCUGCUUAGAUGGAUUUCAGUUAUGUUGGUUUACUUCUGAUUUUAUGUUGAUGGAUAUUGUCUUGGUUGUAGCUUGCUUAGUUUGAAAUCUCUCUCAUUGAUAAUGACAUAGCUGCUCUAUUUUCUUACUAGAGUGCUUCUUCUUUUAAGCUAAUUCGUGGUAUGUUAGUUGCCUUUAUUUAUUUAGCUUAUAAACCAUGUUGAUAGAUUUGUGAUUGCAGCACCACAUUGUAUUCAGAGAGUGUUGAUUGAUUGUUUUGGAAGAUUUUUUUUUUUUAUGAUGAUUUUGACUAGAAAGUAUGUGGCAUUGGAUAUAGAAAGAUAGCUGAGGAUGAGUGGCUUUGAAAUUCCUAAUAGUACAUGAUGAUGAGAAAAGUUUCUUGGUGUAAGUUUCAAGAGGAUUUUUUUCUGCAUGGUCCUUUGUUCUUAAUUGUGAUGUUGCCAGUACUUUUUCAGCCUGUGCUUUGGAUAAGUAUUGGGAUAGUUUGUACUGUUGAUUUGGUUGGGGAUAACUAUCAAAUUCUAGAUCAAACCAUUGAUAGCGACAGGAAGUUUUGAUUUUUUAUUAUUAUUGAAAAGUGAAUUCCAGAAGAUAUGGAUCAUCAGUUUUGAGAUUAUAAGGCUGUGUUUCAAACAAGUGAUUGGUGCACAAGAGAACAGGUUUAAAUUCACAUGCAUGGAUAUAGUGACAUUUAAGAAAUCAGUCAUUUGGUGUUUCUUUUUUUUUUUUGUGGCACUGAUUGUAGAAGAGGCAUAGAUAAUGGCCUUCUUUCUUCUGAUUUUGAUGUAGAUUGAAUUGAAUAUAGGCAACUGAUGGAUUUAAGUAUUAAGAUUUGCAAGUCAUCAGGGACCAACGAGUUAUUUAAGCCGUCUUUACUUACGCCUGAAGUCUUCUUGAACUGGGUUUUUUGUUUGAGUUGUACAACGUUAUGUUAAACUGAUUCGUAGACGUUCAUGCUGUGGUAUUAAUUGUUGAAAAUGAUCUUGAACACUAGUUUCAUUUAUGUGGCAAGUUUUCAUUUUUUGGAAUUUAUAGUUGGAGAUGAUCCUGAACAGUAGGUAGGUUUGAUUUCCUUACUGCUUUCGGUAUCUUAACAUUCAUGAUUCGUAUCGUUAAGGAGUUUGAGCUGUUUGUUUUCUUUCUGGAGUGUUCUCCGAUUAGAUAUUUAUUUAAAAGUGUUUUGUUGUUUUCCGCUAAACGGUAAUGUUAAUAUCUAGUUAAUAGUUGAUGAUGCUCUAGAGUACUAGGUCAGUUGAUUGGUAAGUGUCAUUGUUAUGGAAUUAGUAGGUGGAGAUGAUCCUGAUGAUUGGUUCUUGUAUAUGCCUUACUAUCAUGAUUGGUAUUGUGCCAUGGAACAUAGAUCAAUUGGUGAGCAUCAGGAUUGUGGAAAUAAUUAUAGGAACGAUGUUGAACAGUAGGUCUAAUUUGCUCGCUGUUUUCUAUAUCUUAGCAUUUAUGAAUCAUGAUUCAUACUGUGUGAUGGAAUAAAAGUUUCUUGAGAAUAGUCAGAAUUGGCUAGAUCAUGAUUUUUCUCUCGAAAAUGGACCUGGAUGCACUUAGUUUAAUAUGACUACUCUCAAGACUUGAAGAAUUUUGGAAUUAUUUGACGUAAUGUCCCAAUAUGCACACAAAUAAAUGAUUUGGAGCGUAAUUACUAAUUACUCUAUAAAGUCAAUAGCGGACAGGCCUUGAGUUGAACUCUUAAUAAAGUUACCAAUUUUUGCGUGUGUUCUCCAAUUGAUAGUUUUAUCCUUGACUGUACUUCACCAAAAUAUUUGAUUGAUCUUCAAUGCAUGGUUUGAUCUUUAACAACUCUCCUUGCUAAUUCAAAACUUAGGCGGAUUUCUCAUAUUUGGAAUUGACUUCAUAUGCUAUUUUCCAUUUCCUUUGUAUUUGUUCAAAUACAGUUGGUUUAAUCCUUUACAUUCUUUGACAUUCGUGGCUGGAUUUGUGGGGUUAAUUAAUGUCGAAAAGGUAGCAAGGGAAGCUAAUGUGCUUAGAAUACUUUACUAGGGGCUGGCCAUUUCAGUCAUACCGUUCUUCUUGAUUAAGCUCAGUUGUUUAUAAUUUCUUGUCAUCUACUAGCAUAGGAUUGACAAGAGAGCUUAUAAUUAAAAAUGAAAACCAUAUACAAACCAAUUGUAGCACCCAGUUAUGGGUGAUUAUGCAUCUAGAUGGCAACCCAAUUGAUCAGCACCAAAUAAUUAAGUUAUUGAUGUUGGUUCGUGAUUUGCAGUUUUGAUUGGAGGUGUUACUAAGCGUAUGCUUCUGUUGCUGUUGAUGGCACAUUCUUUUAACUUGGCCAGUGUUUCUUCUGUAUUGUUUGAUUCUACUGUGAGUCUGUGACCUGACAUUACUGUCCAGUCAUCAUGGCAUUUCCUGUAUUGUUUGAUGUGGAUGGUUAAAUUUCCUUCUUUCCUUCUUUGUAGGUUGCUUCAGUGACAAUUUCCUUCUUUCCUUUUGUUGAUGAAUCUCUACUUUGCUCCUUUUUUGAAAGUUUGAUAGGAUUUUUUGGUUGGCUUCCUAUCUCAAUAUAGGUCACAAUUGUGUCCUUUCACUUGACCAAGCUGUCCUUAACUUACGACUGGUUAGUAAUAUAUAUUAAGGGCAAUCCUUGUACCGAGCUAUGCCUAGAGCCCUUUUACUCCCAUCCAUAUGUUGCAUUUGGAUGAAUUGCUGGAACGAUAAGAAUGGGUCUGCUUUCAUAUUUUGCAUGUCUUGUCACCAUCUCUAGUUGGUGUAUAGUGGUCGUAGGAAGUUUUAUUCGAAGUUGCUGGCCUUUUUAAUUAGUUUUCCUGCAUAUGGUGUUUAAGUUUGUGCUACAAAGUCAAUGCACAUGCUAUGGGAUGGUAGAAUAAUCAUGUGUGUGAUCAUAUUCAUAAUCAUGGAUUUACCAUGAUUACAGUAGUUGAAGAAAACAGUGUUCAUUCCCCCCCACUCAAAUCGUAUGCAGAAAACGAGUAAUGUAAAUGAAUGUGUAGGGUUAAGAUGCUUCGCUGUGGAGCAAUGAAACUGAUGAAUAAUUAACAAGGAACUGCAAAGCUAGUGAACAUUUUUCCAGCAUAUACUGUUGUAUCUCUCUUGGGUGAAGAAUGUUUUAUUUUCUGAAGAAAGAAGGAAUCACAAUUGGUACUGCCUUUGCUUUUAGAGCUUCCAAGGGUAAUUAAUUGUUCCAAUUCUUUUCAUUCAUAUAGUCUCUUACCAUGAGCUUGGAAGUAUUAAAGAGUUUGUCUUUUCAUCCCAUUCGAUCGAGAACUUCAUUUAUGCACAUCUUCAUGUGCAUCCAAAGUUGUCUCGCUUUACUGCUUUACAUGGUGAUUACUGCUUGAAAUCUGUGCAUUUAUAAUCUUUAUUGUGGAGUGUGUGAAAGUAAUAGAGUCUUCUGAACUUAAUUUUAUUCUUUCUGAUUCUGCAGCAGCAUGUUCUUUGUGUCUUCUGAUGUAUGUAUCUCGGCUGUACGCAUUAAGCUUCUAGUAUGGGUCUUUUCCUUAUCGGUUAAAUAUUGUGUAUUGGUUCUUCAUUUUUCUGAUCUCAGCUUCCUGAUAUCUGAUUAUUAUAUAUAUAAAAAAGUAAUGUUAUCUCAUCCUUUGACUUGUUGAACUGGUAGCUUUCCCUGUGAUACUCUCAGAAUGAAUCCGUUUCUGCCAGCAGCAUGUUUUUUUUUUUUUUUUUGGUUUCUUCUGCAUGUAUUUCAGCCCUAACUGAUUCUCAUUUAGCUUCUAGUAUCAAUUCUUUUUCUUUAAGGUUAAGAGUUGUGUGUAUUGGUUCUUCAUUUUUCUGUUCUGGAGAUAUACCAAGCUACCAAUUGUUGAGUUUUCUGACUUUGCUGGAAAGCAUUCUAGUAGCUAGGUUAAGUAGUUCUCUCUGUGGUACUCGCAGAAUGCUCAGAAUGUUGCAUUCAUAGUCUAUUAGUUUCUUGUUUUUCUUACCGACUACUAGUCUGCCAUAGUUGUGAAUGAAAUUAAAGGUGAUUGAAUGGAUUUAAUCAUGUGCAGCUUUGGAUUGGGGAGUCAUGUUCGAGGAAGACCCAAAGAGCAUAAUCUCGCACAUUGAGCUCUCGAUCUUCGACGAAGUCUCUGAUUCUAACAGCACCACCCGUCGCCACCAUCUGAACCCACCAAACAGCAAGCGUGCUCGAUUAUCCACCACCACCAGUAAUACCUCCACAUCAUCCAAGUUCAAAGGCGUGGUGCCACAGCAAAAUGGCCACUGGGGAUGCCAAAUCUAUGCCAACCAUCAAAGAAUCUGGCUCGGCACAUUCAAAACUGAGAGCGAAGCAGCCACAGCCUAUGAUAGCGCUGCCCUCAAGCUCCGCAGCGGCAAUGGUGGAGACAACAUUACUGUGAGGCGUAACUUCCCUCUCAAUACCUUCACCGCCCAAGAACCCGAGUUCCAGACCCACCACACCUUGGAAGCCAUCCUCAGCAUGAUCAAGGAUGGCACUUACCAGUCCAAGUUCGCUGAGUUCAUCAUCUCUCGGGUGGGCACUACCACUGAGCUGACCCUCAACCUCCCUCCUAGGCCGAGAAUGAUGUCAUGCGGUGAUGUCAGCUGCAGGCGGUUGUUCCAGAAGGAGCUGACACCGAGCGAUGUAAGCAAGCUGAACAGGCUGGUGAUUCCAAAGAAGUAUGCAGUGAAGUAUUUCCCCAGGGUGCCUGAUGAGGUUGUAGCAAGUGGCAACAACAAUGUGGGUGAGGAGGAGAGCAAUCUGCUGCUGAGCUUCUACGACAGUUCAUUGAGGACGCUGUGGAAGUUUCGGUAUUGUUACUGGAAGAGCAGCCAGAGCUUUGUGUUCACGAGAGGGUGGAAUCGGUUCGUGAAGGAGAAUGGGCUCAAGGCCAACGAUACCAUAACUUUCUGCUUGUGCGAGAGGCAUGGGGGUGGAGAGGUGGGAACUGUCGAGACGUUUUUCAUGAUCGACGCGAGCAACUGUAAGGAGAGCGGGAAUCCUCAGCCGGGUUCAAUGGUGAAUCUGCAGUUAGGCAGCACUAGGAGAUCGAGCAGUACUAUUCUUUGCAGCGAAACUGACGAGAUCAAGGAGCAGCUGAGGGCUGCUGAUGAUGAAAAGAAGGGGAUUAAGCUCUUUGGAGUGACGAUAGCUUGAUCCUUAACAGCUUUAGGAUUAGGGCUCAAAACAUUUCAUGUGAUGGUAUAUGGAGUAGAAUUUUGAUACAGGUCAAGGGCUGAAUUUUGUUGUGGCCCGAACUCGAUUGUGCAAGAUCAGUAAGUAAAAAGCUUCUAUCUUGGCAAAGCUGCAGCCUUAUGUGGUUUCUGCAGUUCAUCCUUUGCUUUCAUUUUAACUUUCACGGCUUAAGUUUGCUUCUUUGGUGGGUUCUACAUCAAUUUGAAUUAGAUCGAUGAGUCGAUCCACAUAUACGUCUUGCUUUUACUGAUAUACUGCUAGAUGUAACUUUGGUUGCUGUAUGGUGGUGGUGCUUAAUGUACACAUAAAAUGUCCAUUAGAAGUGCAUUGACACAGACCUGCCUGAAAGGUAUGUUCUUGCUAGAAUGCAUGAUCGGCGAAUUGAGCUUCGGGCUAGGAAUCUUUCUGCGUUUGCGAUAUCAUAUCGUAUCAGUACGUUCAUUGAAUGUGUACCGAGGAUCAAGUUGAUACUGGCUGUUAUCAUGGCGCGUGGUGGUUCUGUUGUAAUUCUUCUUUCUACGAGAAGCUUGAAUUGUUAUGGAUAUUUGCUCUUUGGUAUUCCUACUGUUGAUCAUUAGGGUGACACUUUGCUUGAGAAACUGGAGAUAACUCCAGCUGCACUGCAACUUGGUUUUUGCAGCGACAGUUAUAGUGAGUCUCGACCUGGCCCGUAAUGAUUAUUGGAUCAAUCUGUCUUGAAUUAUUGUCAUCUGGGCCCAUUUUCUACUACCAAGAUAAGUCACGCCCAUGCCGUGGGCCCUGCAGACAAAAAGCGUCAUCCGGGCCCAUUGGUACCGUCUUUGAGUUCAGAUGGGCUGGGCCAUCAAGUGUGUGUGUCCGGUGAGGAGAUGUUGAUUGAGGCAUUGAGCGAUUUUGAUUAUAUGCCGAACAUUUAUUUUACCAUCCCAACUCAACGAAAUUGGUCAUAGCUUAGAAGAGAAAUAAAAAAAAAAACUUUCUAUCUUUUGUAAAAUUGUAUCAGAAGUUAUAAUGGACUAGUUAGUGAUACAAAUGUGAUUCAAUCUAUAUCAUAUCAGUAUAAUAUUGUUGUUAAAAUAAAAAAAUAAUAUAAUAUAUUCAAAUAGUAUUGUUCCGGCGGUGUUAUAGUGCCAAGUCGGCCGAUUUACGAAUAAUUGUCAAUUUAACUACAUAAAAUCGUCCGAUAUGAUACUUUCACAAUAUUUGUGUAUCUUUUCGACCUUGAUGACACAACAAACAAUUUUUACUAUCCAACCAAUGAUACAAUACAAUUUAAUAAUGCCC